Molecule: messenger RNA, 5352 nt
Organism: Lethenteron reissneri (Far Eastern brook lamprey)
Lineage: Eukaryota; Metazoa; Chordata; Hyperoartia; Petromyzontiformes; Petromyzontidae
Gene: KLHL31
Product: kelch like family member 31
Cellular component (GO): nucleus
Molecular function (GO): protein binding
Source: RefSeq, a predicted model, not a curated record
UCAUAAGCGCGUGUCCGUGCGCGCGUAACCCCCGCGCCAGCUCCUGGCACCCAGCUCCGGGCUACAGAUCCCCAAUCUACGGGCUCCAAGGCUCUGCUGGCACCCAGAGUCUCUCGGAUCGCAAGCUCCCGGAGUCCACGGUCUCCAAGCCGAUCCAAUGGCACCCAAAAAGAAGAGCAACAAGAAGGUAAACAAGGAUGAGGUUACCGACAUGUCCAUCAUGCAAAUGCUCGCCGAAAAGGAGAUCAACAAAGUCAACAUCUGGAAUAACCACCUGGACGAAUGGAACGGACUACCCAAGGCCGUCUCCGACGUCAGCAAUCCAGUGCACAGCGAGAAGCUUCUGGAAGGGCUCAAGUUUAUGCAAAAUGAAAAAUUCCUCUGCGAUUUCACACUGGUCACCAAGACAAAGUCGUUCGAGGUGCACAAAGUGGUGGUCGCGUCCUGCAGCGAGUACAUCAGGAGUGUGCUGCGCAAGGACCCCAUGCUUCAGAAGGUUGAGGUGAACGACGUGUCCGCCGUGGGCAUGGCUGGGGUCGUCACGUACGCUUACACGGGCAGGCUCGGCCUGUCCCUCGCCACGGUGGGCAGCGUGCUCUCCUCGGCAACCCGCCUGCAGGUCUCGUCCCUGCUCAAGAUGUGCUGCGACUAUUUGAUGAAGGAGUUGAACGUGGAGAAUUGCCUCCACGUGGCCAACAUCGCCCGUGCCUUUGACCUGCACAACACCAAAGAUGUGGCCGAAAAGUUUCUCAGGGAGAAUUUUGUCGAUUUCUCAGAAACGGAGGAAUUCCUUAAGCUGAGUUUCGAUCAAAUCAACCAGUUCCUCCAAGAUGACACGCUCGAGAUUAAUUCGGAGCUCACCGCUUUUCACAUUGCCCUCAAGUGGCUCGAGCACGACGAUAAACGCCUCAAGUUCUCCGGAGAUCUGCUCAGCAACAUUCGAUUCAGCACCAUUUCAGCUCACGACUUGGUGACGUACGUGCAGACGGUGCCCAGAAUGAUGCAGGACCACGACUGCCACAAGCUGCUAGUGGAUGCCAUGAACUACCACCUGCUGCCCUACCAACAGAACACGCUUCAGUCUCGGCGGACUAAGCUGCGUGGAGGCCUCAAGGUGCUCGUGACGGUCGGCGGGCGCUCGGCGCUCACGGAGAAGUCGCUGAACAGAGACGUGCUGUACCGAGACCCCGAGAUGGGCUGGGGAAAGCUCACGGAGAUGGUGGCCAAAAGCUUUAACCAGUGCGUGGCAGUCAUGGACGGGUUCCUUUACGUGGCGGGAGGAGAGGACCAGAAUGACGCAAGGAACCAAGCCAAGCAUGCCGUGAGCACCGUCUGCAGGUACGAUCCUCGUUUCAACAACUGGAUCCAACUCGCGAGCAUGAGCCAACGGCGAACCCACUUCAGCAUGAGCGCCUUGAACGGGCAGCUCUACGCCAUCGGUGGUCGCAACCUGGAGGGCCCCCUGCUGGCCGUCGAGUCCUACGUGCCGGCCGUCAACCAGUGGCAGCCCAAGGCCGCCCUGGAUGUGGCGCGCUGCUGCCACGCCAGCGCGGUCUCCGACGGCAAUAUCCUCGUCACGGGCGGAUACAUAAGCAACGCGUACUCGCGCACGGUGUGCGCCUACGACCCCUCGACGGACCGGUGGCAGGAGCGCGCGAGCCUGAGCACCCCGCGCGGCUGGCACUGCUCGGUGUCGCUGGGCGAGCGAGUGUUCGUGGUCGGCGGCAGCCAGCUGGGCCCGCGGGGUGAGCGCGUCGACGUGCUGACGGUGGAGGCGUUCAACCCGUUUUCGAGCCAGUGGAGCUACAUGGCCCCCCUGGCCAUCGGCGUGAGCACGGCGGGAGCGACGCUGCUCAACCACAGGCUGUACGUGUGCGGCGGCUGGAACGAGGGCGAGAAGAAGUACAAGAAGUGCAUCCAGGUGUUCGACGCGGAGAACAACGAGUGGGCGGAAGAGGACGAGCUGUGCGACGCCGUGGUGGGCGUCUCGUGCUGCGCGCUGCUCAUGCCCCGCCGGGGCCUCCGCGAGUCACGUGCCAGCUCAGCGUCUUCCGUGCCUCUCAGCAUCUAACGCCGCCGUCGGGGAUGAGUGGGGGGGAUCCACAGCCUCGUCACCGUUAUUGUACCUGCGUGGUUAGAACUCCCCGUCCUCCCCCCCCCUUAUCUGCAAAUCGUCUUGCCGGUGAGGGCAUUAGUAGACCCGCCGUUCUGCCCCUUUGUCUAUGGAGGGAGCAUUUGCAGAUAAGAUGGCCGAUAGAUUUCAACAGCAAAAAGUUAGCGGCACUUGCAAUAUUGCGACCCUGGUGAAGAUUCCAUGGCAUGGUACAGCAGCUCCCCGGGUUUAAUGGAUUUUCCUGCACCGCGUCGUGUGGUGGGAUGUGGUGCAUCCCCACGAUUAGCACAGAGAUAUCGUGACUGUCUGUGCACAAAGGCUCCUCUAACCCCGUAUCUCUUGUUUACCUAUGCAGAAGAGAGAAUUAUUAACAAUAAAAAAAUACGCCACUUUUGCUCGGUCUAUAUUUGCGUGGAUAUGUCGUGAAAAAAAUUCAGCAAACAAGGUCCUAGGCUUUGGCAGCACUGGGUGAUUAUGUCCACCAUGUGGCGUGGCACUGACGAUGCCAUGAGGAACCAGGCAAGCGCAGCCCGUAGGGUUUCUGGGAUUUACCCGUAUUCACGUAUAUUUUUCACGUGUGACGUCCUCCAUUCGUCCAUCUGAGCGAAGUUCUUUGAUAGCGUAUGCAAUUAUGCUGUGCACACAUUUAGGGAAAUGGUAUCCGAUUAUAAAUAAAAUGCCUGACUUGAAGUAAUCUGGCAGUCCUGUGCCCAUCCCCCCCCCCCCAUCUUCCAUCUGUAUACAUAAAAAAAAACUACCUGAUAUAUUGUUUUAUCUUUUUGUUAUGAAAAUGUAUUUCAGUUUUAGAAUCCUUUUUGGAGUUGUGCUUUGAGUUUUCUAAAAUGACACCAAAUUUUGCCUUUUGUCAGUUAAUACUGCCGUGCAGACUUAAUUCAUCGUUUUAACACGUUUGUUUUUUCAAAUUUUCUCACUUUUAUUCAUCACAAUGUGAAAUGACGCUAGCGAUGUUCUAACCUCGUGUCCCGUGCCUGAGCUGCAGGCCAUGAUGAGAGCAGUGCCCAUGCGAGAACUUCCAGCCAUGCCCCCCCCCCUUCAUGUCCCUAUCGUCACCACCACCGCCACCGCCAGCAUCGGCACAAGAGCAACGCGGUCACCACAGCCAAUGCCUAUUGACGUUACCACACCUCACUGUCACUUCUGCCAAACCCGGUAGCCGUUGAACAUCCAGUUGCCGAACUCGAAGCACCUCCGAUUAGCACGGUUGGCUACGUACGGUGUGAAAGAAGUUUAGCACGCACGCAUACAUCAUAUAGUCGCCAUUGUCCAUCUCUGUAAAGUGUUUUCUGGACUGUGGUCCAUGAGAUGGUACGUACAACCAUGGCCCACGACUCGGUGUGGCUCUAUGGCUGUGACCUGCACAGACAUUACACAUUUGGCCCCCCACCAUAUUGAUUAACGACCUCUGCCCCAGCAGGAAAACUGGAAUCUUGAAUAACACGUAGGCUUUCGCGACCAAUAUUCAUAAUCAACGUUUUUGGGUUUAGAUCGCGUUAUUUAUAAAUUGUAAAUGUUGUGGUUUCACGCUUCAACACACCGGUGGGCUAAAGCAGUGAACUAUUUGUCUUUUGUCAACGUGACACUUUUUUAUUGAUUGGCCGUGUCGGGUGGUAGAGGGUUACGACACAUUUAUAAAUAACGCGAUCUAAACCCAAAAAUGUUGAUUAUGAAUGGAAUCUUGAAUGUUGGUACGAGGGGACGAUUUUGGGGUGGUGGAUGGUUUAUAUGUACACUUUCAUGGUGGGGAUUUUAUGAAACAGGUGGCCUGUUCAAUCUUGAUUUGAAGCUUUUGUGACUGCAGGAAUCCAUAAACUUUGCUUCUUUCGGUAAAGUCACGUAGGUAUAAAAUAAAAUGAAUCACGACGUUUCGGGCACAACACAAGCGUCCAUCAUCAGCGUAAGGUGGCCUGUUGCCAUGCACAAGGACCAGGAUAGUUCUGAUAACUGAAGCAGUGCUAAUUUAAGUUAAUUAUCUAACUUGAACGAAUGAGUGAAUGGUAUAUGCCUGGGCAUGUUAACUUCUGAAGUAAUAAUAUAUUGUCUACUUUUAACAGCAUCCUAAACCAAUUCACGUUCUCUAUCCAUUCUGUCUAAAGGUGAUGCCUUUAACCCGGUGAGAUGAUCUCUUUUACAAAGGAGAUCUUAUAAAAAGAAGUGGUCUCACCUCUGCGGCAGAGCCAGAGCUUCAUCUCGUAUGGCUACAUUUUUUACGGAAUAUUUCAUGUAGAGUUUAAUGAUGGAAUAUUUUCAUGAACUCGCUCCUAUCGACCCCAGGACAACUCCAGCAGAUAUUUAGCCCUGGCCAUGGCUAUGUAUGUACGCAUGUGAUUUCGUUUUUGGGUACAAUUUAAACAUUCGGGAUUUGGAUUUGCAUUAUGCACAUUGUGGUGUCAGACAAUUAAAAUAAUUUUUGAAAGCCAUUGUCCGUCCCACAGUGAUUUCCCACAGAAGUUAUUGGGCAGUUGUGCAUUUGGUUGACACGAAAACCCCGGCGCCGAGGUGAGUGUUUCAAGUUUCAUUUUCAAGUUUCAAUUAUUAGGUAUAGCCCUGUGAGCCAUUCGGUUCUUGAAUCGGGUGCCGCCGCAACAAACAAAAAAACAUGAACAAGAAAACAUCUUAAAGUGAAUAUGAAGCGGGCUCCUCGGCUGGCUAUCUGCCCUGGUCCCCACAUUCGCUGUUCUUCGACCAUUUCAAUGGUCGAACCUAGCUUUCGAUGCUUCCGGAGCGUCAGGUUUCUCCGAACAUUUCCCACCCCAUACCAUUCGCUGAUUAAUGCGACGAGCAAGUGGUCAAAACGAGUUUUAGAAAGGCAUUUGACAUUGCGGUUGCACCCCGUUGUGUUGUACUGGAGUUGUACUUUCUAAUUUACAGCUACCCACAACCACAAGCGGCCUCGCGUGUAUGUACUCAUCUAUCGCGAGGAGCAUUGCCGUACCGCUUGUCAAAUCGAAACACAAACGCACCGUGGCGUUACGGACGGACCUGACGGCCCCAUUUCAGUGGCUUUUCUCGUCUCUGACCCGUCCCCUCCUCGACCGUGCCCCUCUUGCACGCCGGUCACCGCACGUGGCCUGGACCUCUGGUCUCCAGUGACCGGGCGCUGGGCACGUCUUAGCAUCGUCCCUCGUGCUGUGCUUCUUAACAAAUGCGUGUUUCUGUGAUUGUUGAGUUAAUUUAUUGUGCUAGGUUUUCCUUGAGAAUAAAUCGAUGUUUCAUUUUAA